Messenger RNA from Stegostoma tigrinum, 5676 nucleotides. RefSeq names its product leucine-rich repeats and WD repeat domain containing 1 (gene lrwd1). The coding region runs from base 157 to 2355 and encodes 732 amino acids. The record is from RefSeq and is a predicted model, not a curated record. Gene Ontology annotation, molecular function: protein binding; chromatin binding. Gene Ontology annotation, biological process: chromatin organization; establishment of protein localization to chromatin. Gene Ontology annotation, cellular component: nuclear origin of replication recognition complex. Lineage: Eukaryota; Metazoa; Chordata; Chondrichthyes; Orectolobiformes; Stegostomatidae. The transcript is spliced from 16 exons.
UCUGAAAGUCAUAAACACAGUCUCUAUGGAUUCCAAAGGGAAGAUCAUGCCUGAACCAGCCUUAUUAAAAAUUCUGAACAGCAAAGGCAGAUUUGAGUGAGUGAAGGGAUAAUAUCUCUGAACAGACUUCUGGAUAUCUAGAAAACAAUUUAAAGAAUGACAAAGAUCACAAAAGAACUGUUGCUUCAAAGAGGAACCCCAAAAUGCUCCAAUUUGGGUCAAAUCAAGAAAAUCAAUCUUUCCAACUUGAAUUUGAAAACCAGUGACUUAGAUCCAAAGUUAUUUUCCCAGCUACGGACAUUGGAGGAACUUGAUGUGUCUGGAAAUCUGCUGACAGAAAUUCCAAACAAUCUGGGACUUACCAACCUGAGGCUUCUCAACUGUGCCAAUAAUGAUAUGGAACAAAUUACAACACUGAACCAGUUUAAGAAUCUUGAGGAUCUCAAUUGUGAAGAUAACUUGUACUUAACAAUCUGUGACAAUUACAAGGUAAUGUACCUGCUGCCCAAUCUUCGACAACUCAAUGGUAAAGAUAUAACGUCCACUGCAAAUCAUCUGAAGUUCAUCAACAGCCAGAAGCUAAUGUCUCAAGUAACUAAUUUUUGGGAGAAAAAUUACAGGAUCCGGUUCUCUAAACUCCUCCCAACAGCUGCUGAGAUCAAUGCUAUUAAAAAAGACUUUGUGAAAUGUGCAAUUGCUGAAAUAAAAUAUGGUCCAAACUCUCUGAAAGAAUUCACAAAGUGGAGAGUGGAAAUGAUAGCUAGAGAAUUUGUGAACUCCUUACUCCAGCAAGACAAGCAGGGAUCGUCUGAUGCAGCAGAAAGUAAAGAUGAGGAUGGAAAGAAAGCUAAUCACACUGAUGUCCUAAAAGGGUCUAGUAGAAAAGAUUUGCUGAGUUCUCAGACCUCCGUUGCAAUACCUCCAACCAGAAGCACUAGGUUUCUUACUGCACAUGGUACCACUAAGAGCAGAAAGCAAGUCACUUCUGAAAUUUCAAAGAAUGACACUGAAGAUGUUUCCAGUAAAAGUUUGAAAAUUCAGCUUGGAAAAGAAAGACAAACAGCUCAGAAGGCUAAGUGUUGCAACAAAGCUGGUAGAAAUGACAUGAAAGUGGAACCCAGGACUACAAAGAGGAGUUGUUCAGAAGCACCAGUUGUCAGUAAAAGUAUUCUAAGGAAGAAAUCAAAACACAAGAAUACACUAGUCCUAGAGCCUCUACAUUUUCUACAGAGCCACAGCAAGGAUAAUAAUCCCAAGGAUUUGAGUACACAGCUUUGGGCCUGUGCUUUUGAACCAGAAAGAAAGAAUUCUCAGAUUCCAGGGCUGGAGUCAUCUCGGUCUGUUGCUACAUGUGGAGGGGAUUCAGUUUGCAUCAUUGACUGUGAAACUGGAAUUGUCCAUCAUAAGUAUAAAACAGUUGGAGAAGAAUUCUUUUCCCUUGCUUGGACAACCUUAACUGUGUUUGAUAAGAAUCAGAAAAGAAACCUCAAUGUGUUAGCUGUAGGUGGAAAGAUGGGUGCCGUAAAGCUGAUACAUGUAAAAGUGAGUUACUGCUAUGGAAUGAUAAAGGCUCACAAAAAAGCUAUCUCAACUCUCUGCUUUUCUCCAAAACAUGAGACGUUUCUCUUUACUGGAUCCUAUGAUAAAACCAUCAUCUUGUGGGAUAUUGGUGUUCCAGAUUGUGAUUAUAACUUCAGAGUGAGUCGGUUGCUGGUUUUGAAAGCUUGUUCAACCCCUUUGAAGAUGAGUGUUGUUCCAACCUGCCCUGAUCAAUACCUUGUGGCUGCUUGCGAAGGUGGAUGUUUUGCCUGGGAUAUCUCACUAACUAACUAUGAAAGCAAAAGAAAUAUUAAGAUGGAAUUUCUGUUCCCAGUCUACACUAAAGAAGGUGGCAAAUCUCAAUCACGGAUUGUUGAUUCAUUGGCAUUCUGCGAUGAUAUUGUAGCUUCCAAAAGUUUUCUGCAAGGUUCUAUAUACUUGUGGAGCUGGAGUCAAACUUUAAAAAGAUGGAACAAACGUCAAACAACGGUUCAUGCAGUAAUUCUGAGAGAGAUGGAAUGGUCAAAUACAGAAGAAGUUUACAUCGCUCUCACUGCUUCUCCAGUUGAAAACUAUGUCCUGUGUGGCGAUGAGAAAGGAGACAUUUGGAUGUAUGAGCUCGAGGGGGUCACUAAUGAAGAAAUGACUUCCGGCAAGAAGACUCCACCAACACAGAUUCUCAAGUGGCCAGCCAUAAAAGCACAAGGGGAAAUAAUUGAAGGAACAUUGAUAAAUAAUGUAGCCACGGACCCAGAACUUAAUUACCUUGUAGCAGUGACAGACAAAAACAUAGUUGUUAUUUGGAAAAGAACAUAAAGUUUUCAGCAAGGAAGCAGAACAACUGAAUGUCCAGAAUCAAAAUUUGCAGCUAUCUUGACUUGAAGUGGGACUGAACGAUGCUGUAAUAGCACUGUAGUUUUGUAUUCAAAAUAAUAGUGUUUUAUGUGAGAAUUAUGAGUUUCUUCUGAAUAAGAAAUGUGCAUGUUGAAGAAGAUGGACAAGAUCGAGGAGUCAUUGAGCCAAUGUAAUAAUACUAGCCAAAUACUUGCAGCGCUGCUUAUGGUUAAGUUGAAGGCUAGACUGAAUAUUUUUAAAUUGAAUUGUAUGGAAGUCAACAUAUCGUGACCACGUAUUUGUACUUUUGUAGACAUGUACAUGGUAGUUUAUAAAACCUAAAGUCAGAACACAAUAUUUAAUGUCAUAUAAUGCACAAAACAUAAUUUUCAGCAGAAGGGGUAUUUCCAGGAUGGGAGAGAAGAGCUAAUUCAGAAAAAUUGUGAAGAAGGUGAUGCUGAUGAAAUUGCGGAAGUUGAUGGGACCAGUCUGGCUACCUUUUUAAACUUCUUGAAAAACAUUGAGGAAAGAUUGAACUGAUGUCUUUUCCUUUUCUUGUUUCCUGAUAGCACAGCAGAUGCUCUCAAUUAUAUGGACCUUGGUAUUUUGAUAUUCUUGGGUAUUUUUCUUCAAGCUACUCAUUCUUCCUUCAAAGAGUCUGAAACGAUCUGCCAGUUGUUUGGAUGUGAAUUACUUAGUGUCAGGAAUCUCUGCUUCUUCUUCUACGAUCAUCUGGUGUUUCAGUUCCAUCAGGUCCUCAUUACUUAUGAGUGAGAUUCAGGCAAAUCCUGAGAAUAUCAUCAACCAUGAUAUCAAACUCCAGGCGAUUGCCAAGUUCCACCACUUUGUUUGCCAGUGCCUCAAUAGUUUCUUCAAAAACCUUAGAAGCCAUUAAUAAUCUGAGGGCAAAGUUUUUUUCUGAUACCAUUCAUAUUGAUUUGCCUUACCUUCAUCCCCAUGCCUUUGAAAUGUUCUUUAAUACUUGGUAGAUGUAAGACUUAUAAAAUUUGUUUUUGUGUUUUAACCUCCUUUGUCUAUUGCUGUAAUGGCUUGGGGAAAAUGUCCUCUGGUGGUAGCAGGUUUCAAAGGACACAAUGACACUCUGAUUCAUAGGUUUAAGAAUGAAGGUUGUCUUGGGUGGAAAAUGCACAAACUUGAUGUUGGAAUGAAAAUCAUCCAAAUAUGCAGGAUGUCCGGGAGCGUUAUUUAGGAUUAGUAAAAUCUUGAAGGGCAGUUUCUUACAGACACAGUACAAAUCUAUCUUGGGUACAAAAUUAAUGCCAGAACUGGACCUCAAAAGGCUCAAUGUCACCCAAGCCUUAAUAUUGGACUUCCAUAUGAUUGGAAGUGAUGUCCCCUAGAUUCCCUUGAAAACUCCUAGGAUUUUCAGCAGAGUGCAUAAGCACUAUGUACAUUCGCAUCUUCCAAAGCAGCUCCAUCUCAUCAAUGUUGAAACCUGUUCGGCACUGUACCUGUGCCUCCUCUAAUUAUUUCAGCCAACGCAUCAUGAUCAACACCAGCAGCUUUCUCUUGUAAUUUAAUGUUGUGCAAAUUUGCCUUCCUUUUAAAUCUGUUUAACCAACCUUGCCUAGUGAUUAAAUUACUUUCUCUUGAUUGAGCUUUAGGUUUCAUUGAUCCUCAAGCACAAUUAAUCUACUCUUUUGUUUAGUAAUUACUAUUGCACUGAGCCCUUCACAUUGUUCCAGAAUGUAGGCUUUAUCUUGUAAAAUAGUUCCGACUGUUGAAUGGUUAUGGCCUAAUUCUUUUCCAAUGCUCGUCAGCCUCUUUGCCUUUUUCAGAUCACUUGAGUAUUGUCUAUGUUUGCCUCCCAAAUGAUGGUUUUACAUUUCUUUGUACUAUCAGCACUGGUAUCAUGUGUAUUGGGUCUGUAUGAUAACUACUGUACUGUAACAUAGCAACACUUUGAAGACUUAUGAGGUACUGUAAAUCUCCAGAGUUGCAUUGUUUCUCCUUUCUUCUAUUGGCAAGUAUGAAUGAAUGUUCACAUUGUUGGAUCCUUAAAAUUAGUAGUAUCUUAAGGGAUCGUAUUCGUAAGUUAGAUGUUUAUAAAUUGGAGUCUGCAAGUGUAUUACUGCUAGUAUGUUACAUGUGCCUUGUGUUUCUUUAAGGCCUACAGCAUGUUAUUUAUAUUCUAGCUGUUCCUCAAGUUAAUUCAGAAUCAGACGCUGACUUGCAAUUUUUAUACUCCAUCAUAGCCUCCCCUCCUAACACUGAAUUUUUAAAACCAGUUUAAAGCUACUUCUUGUUGCUGAAAAAAAUCUAUCUGUGUUAGAAAUUGUUGGCUUUCAUUGUUUCUUUUAAAUGUACUUCUUAACCACAUAUAUUUGCAUGCAUGACGUGAAAUAUGAUGGGUGCAACUUGUGGCACAGUGGUAGUGUCCCUACCCCUGGACCGAGAGACCAGGUUCAAGUGUCACCUGUUCCAGAGAUGUGUAAUAAUAACCCGGAACAGGUUGAUAGAAAAAUAGGUUAAAUUUUUAAGUUUUAAAAAUUAAGUGUGGAAAACUAGUCAUUGGAAUUUUAUAAUUCCAAGUGCAUUCACAGUCUGCAUUUCCUUCACUAAACAACACAAAGUUUGAUCUGAGGCUUUAUUAACAGAUGUGGUUCAAAAAAGACUGUACAUGACCUUCUGAAGUAAUAUAGACCUGACAACCAUGAGCAGUCAUGCAAGAUUGCAAUUCAGUAGCCCAAAGAAAAACUGGUAUGUGAAAGAAACCGUCAAUAUUGGAAUGUUCUAGGAUGGGUCACUGGACCCAAAACUUUAACUCUGAUUUUGUUUUUCCUCCACAAAUGCUGCCAGAUCUGCUGAGCUUUUCCAGCAACUUCUGUUUUUGUUCCUGAUUGACAGCCUCUGUAGCUUUUUCAGUUUUUAUUUGGAAUGCCCACAAUCUCUUAGCUAUGUAAUGAAUAAAUCAUGAGUGUUAAUCAUGGAUACGUGCUAGUUACUUCAAUUUUAUUUUGUUUCUUCAAGGUUUUACUCUUAACAAUGCUAUGUGUAGAUUCGUUCAUUUAGGAGAACUGUAAACCUUAUUCCGGCUCCCACCCUAAUAUGACUGUUUUAAUAAAUACCUGCUAUGCCUUCCUUACAUUAUUUUGUCGAUGCCUAGAUAUUACCUUCAAUUCUCUUGAUUUUUCUCAGCUUUGACAAGGUUUCUUAUGAAAGAUUGGUAAAGGCAUUUUUUUGAAGGUCCAAGUAAUCCAUUAUAUCAUAAUGUAAAAGAGAAAAUAGAUCUCAGAUGCAAGUUACAAAUGCAUGACAGAAAAUGCAGUGACUUCCUAACAG